Messenger RNA from Emiliania huxleyi CCMP1516, 306 nucleotides. RefSeq lists its product as hypothetical. Gene Ontology annotation, cellular component: nucleus. Gene Ontology annotation, molecular function: cyclin-dependent protein serine/threonine kinase activity; ATP binding. The record is from RefSeq and is a predicted model, not a curated record. Bases 1 to 306 code for a protein of 101 amino acids. The transcript has a single exon. Lineage: Eukaryota; Haptophyta; Isochrysidales; Noelaerhabdaceae. Gene Ontology annotation, biological process: protein phosphorylation.
AUGACCACCAACCAGGGCGAACUCGACUCCAACGAGAGCCUCGACUCGCCUCCGGCCACCACUCCUCCGGUGCCGCAGAGGUCCUCUCUGCCGCUAAACUACCAGAUUCUAGACAAAAUCGGGCAGGGCACCUACGGCACGGUCUACCGGGCGAGGGACAAGACGGACCAGGGCAUCGUCGCGAUUAAGAAGAUUUUGCUCGACGACCGCGACGAGGGCAUCCCCGUCACCACGCUGCGAGAGGCGCGCCGGAUACGAAGCUACGGCACACCCUCGCGUCGCCCUCGCUCGCAGCGCCGCCGCUAG